AUGAAUACAGUUCUUCCGACAGGUUAUGCAGCAGUAAUUGCUUUCACUGCUCUCUUCUUCUUGUUUUGUGGGUACUUUCUGCACAGUAAUGAUAUUCCUCCAUAUUGGAAGUGGAUGAACACUAUCUCGACCAUGACAUACCCAUAUGAAGGGCUUUUGAUGAACCAAUAUCAGACCACGAGUCCUUUUGAUAAGUAUCAUAACGUGUCUGGGUUUCAGAUCUUGAAGGCGCUGAAUAUUAAUACUGAGGAAGCUAAGAAGUGGGAGAAGGUUUACAUAAUGUUGGGUUGGGCUGUUCUAUAUAGAAUUUUGUUCUACGUUGUUCUCCGUUUCUUUUCCAAGAACCAGAGGAAAUAG
This is a messenger RNA of Ilex paraguariensis (yerba mate), 357 nucleotides long. The record is from the annotation of a GenBank genome assembly. Lineage: Eukaryota; Viridiplantae; Streptophyta; Magnoliopsida; Aquifoliales; Aquifoliaceae.